Messenger RNA from Paramecium octaurelia, 1225 nucleotides. The record is from the annotation of a GenBank genome assembly. Lineage: Eukaryota; Ciliophora; Oligohymenophorea; Peniculida; Parameciidae.
AUGUAAUAUUAAAAAAAAAAUGAUGGAGCUUCUGGAGUUAAAAUCUAUUGCGGUUAGAAAAUAUUUAUAUUUCGAGGCAUUAUGACAAUUAUUGUUGCUAUUACUGUUUUUUUUAUUUUGACUUAAAUUAAGCUAUUUAAGCUGAAAAAGAGAGUUUAAGGACAGAGCUUUCGAUUGAAAUAAAAUAUUGUGGACAAGAAUAUGAAAGAAUAAAAUGUUCAAAGUACUGGUUUAAAAAUAGCUAUAAAUACCAAGAUUUAGAAAUUUGUAUCAAUUAAAAUAUAGAGAUGAAAAUUAAAACAGCACAGCUGAGGUCUAAAGUAAUUGGAAAGAUGCUUUCAUUUACAAGUUUAAUAUUCUUCGUAUUUAUAUAUAAAACAUUUGUAUGAUGAUUAGAAUUAAGUUUUUUAAUAUAUAUUCUUAAUUUUAAUAACAUAAUAUGUUUCGAGGCAACUUUAAUCGAUAAUCCCUUAAGCCAUAAGUUGUUACUUUUUAAUACGUUCUAGAUUAAAUCAAUGCUCUUGAUCAUAGGGCUCUCAGUGUAAUGAUUAAUAUCAAUGUAGCUAUUACAAAAAAUGGUUAAUCCAUCUUAAAUGAAUAUUUUUGCAACUGCUGCUCUUGUCUCUUUGUUUUCAGGGCUUAUUCGAGAGAUACCUUGCGAAUUAUUGGAUGAAAAAGUAAAUCAAUUUAUUAAUAUAGAAACUCAAUUGGAGUUUAUUAAACAUGUUUUUAAAUGAUGUUGAGAAAUUCUUAGAAAACUUAAGGAAAUUCAAAGACUUUAUUAAUAAAAAUUAGAUUACGUCUAAAAAUAUGCAAAUUGCUAAUUAUUGGAUUCAAAAAUAUAAUGAAAUAUAAUAAGAGUAAAAUAGUUUCAUUAACUUAGUAAUUAAUAUUCAGUAUCAUAUGCAUUCAUUUAAAUAACUUAAAUGGUCAUAAAACUUGACAAAUAAAUUAACUAGAGAUUGCCAUCAAGUCCAGCUAGGUCAUUGUCUGCAUCACCAAGUCCAAAGAUGAACGAUAAUGACGACAUCGAUGAGAUUGAUGAACUUAAAUCCUAAGCUGAAAGAAUGAGCGUCAAAGAUCCAGUCAAACCAAAAGGAUUGAAAUUAUAAUUAGUUCCAAAUAAACCUAUCUAAUCAACCGUUGGACAUAAACACACUUAAAGUUAAUAAAUUAAACAAAUCCAACCUAUUCACGCCCCAGUAAUACCAAAAAAGAAAUGACA